This is a messenger RNA of Penicillium salamii, 501 nucleotides long. The record is from the annotation of a GenBank genome assembly. NCBI's taxonomy places the organism in Eukaryota, Fungi, Ascomycota, Eurotiomycetes, Eurotiales, Aspergillaceae.
AUGCUAACCGCGCUUACCCAGACACGACCCGCUGGAGUGGAACUCGAUGGCGUGGGGAUCGUUGCUAUCUUGAGCAAAGAUAGCGGGUCCGAAUUGCUUUUGCAGAAGCAAUAUCGACCUCCUGUAAAUAAAGUGGUCAUUGAGGUUCCGGCUGGCCUGAUUGACGUUGGUGAGACUCCGGAGCAGUGUGCUGUUCGUGAACUUUUCGAGGAGACGGGUUAUGUUGGUGUGGCGGAGCAAACUAGUCCAGUCAUGUUCAAUGAUCCUGGAAUGUGUAACACCAAUUUGCACAUGGUUCACGUUAAGGUUGAUAUGUCGCUCCCUGAAAAUCAGAACCCGAAGCCUCAGCUUGAAGAGAAUGAGUUCAUCGAGUGCUUUACGGUACCAUUAACAUCUUUGUUCGACGAAAUGAAGAACCUUGAAAAGGAGGGCUAUGCCAUUGACGCUCGCAUUGGAACUCUUGCAGAGGGUAUUGAGUUGGCGAAAAAGUGGAAGCUGUGA